Molecule: messenger RNA, 2730 nt
Organism: Fulvia fulva
Lineage: Eukaryota; Fungi; Ascomycota; Dothideomycetes; Mycosphaerellales; Mycosphaerellaceae
Product: Response regulator mcs4
Exons: 1
Coding region: 1-2730 (909 amino acids)
Biological process (GO): osmosensory signaling via phosphorelay pathway
Cellular component (GO): Mcs4 RR-MAPKKK complex
Molecular function (GO): phosphorelay response regulator activity; protein kinase activator activity
Source: RefSeq, a predicted model, not a curated record
AUGCCUCGAUUCAGCCUACGACCUGUUCUUCGUCGCUGGUCUUCGCGACAUUCGGACAAAGCCUCCACCACCAGCAGCAACAGCGCCGGCACCGCUGCCACCUCCCCUCAGGUCUCGCCCAGCCCACCACCCUCUGCCUCCGAGCGACGAGUUCUGAGGCAACAGUCGUCGCUGGCGAAGCUGAGGCAGAGGCUCGGAACUCAGCCGGGUAUAUCCGAAGAGUUGCCAGAACAGCUACCUGCGACCACCUGCACCAUCACGCGCCAGCCGAAAGAGACGAGCUCGACGAACGACUCCUUCUCCGACGAGAGCCCUCUUUCGGGCCAACCAAGGACGGCCUCUGACCCAACGUUGCACGCCGACACCAAGCGAUUGGGACAUUCACACGCCAGCAACGACACAGUCUCGCAGCUCGACUUGCCAAAGACCUCAUCUUACCCUGCACCAUCCGACUCUUCCACCGACACCGGCAGAACGCUGACCAACACUGACGGCACACUCCUGGAAAAGACGAACCGAACACCAUCUCCUCACUCACCAUCUCCUCACUCACCACCUCGCUCACCACCACCCGGGUUGGAGCUGAACCUCGACCGCGUGCCAACCAAUCCCGUGCUGGUUGUGUCAGAAGCUACGCCAGAAGCCCUGCAACAACAACGUACACACCGACCAAGUCAGUCUUCGGAGUCGGCAGCCGCCUCGUCUGUUGGCAGACCGCGCAGCAGUGAAGAGAGGGACUUUGCACCGGUGAGAGACCGCUCAAAGGCUGCAAAGACAAACAGUCGUCACUCCAGUCUGAACCAUAGUACCGGCGACACGAUCGUGCGGACACUGGUGGACGCUCCACAGAGGUCCCACGAAGGCUCCAGCGCUGGCAUACCAGUGACUGGUGGCAGUACUGAAGGGCCUCCGACAGCUGGACUCCGAAACUACUUCACUUCCAGCGUGCCCGAUAUGACUACCCUCCUGCACCGGAAGAUAUGGGUCAAGCGGCCAGGCCAGUCUGCCACACUGGUGCAGAUCAAACAGGAUGACUUGGUGGACGACGUCCGCGAUAUGAUCUUGCAGAAGUAUCGCAACUCAUUAGGCAAGACGUUCGACUCUCCAGACAUGACGUUGCGCAUCGUUUCUCGAUCAGAACAGGGAGCUCAUCGACAGGAACGAACGCUUGGUCCUGAUGAAGACAUGUGCAGAACGGUAGACACACACUACCCCGGAGGGCAGACGGUAGACGAUGCUCUGAUUAUUGAUGUACCGCAAAAGAGGACCAGGCCUACACCCUCACCAGGCGGUCAUCGCCCGCACAGCUAUUAUGCGAAUGAUGACUUUAGACCGCAAGAAAACGGAACUGAUUAUUUCCCACCUAUGCCAGCAGCCAUACAACCCACGUUACCUCACACCGCCGCACCUCCCGGUCACCACCUCCCGGUCAUGGGCAUUGACCACCCACGCUCCAUCUCAGUGCUGAACACGGGACAGGUCCCACCACUGCCGUCUCCAGGAGGUCGAAGUCGCGGUCAUCGAUCGGAAAGAGAACAUCGACCUAAGUAUGGUCGGCAGCAUACUGCAUCACCCACUGGCGUUGCCCACGCGAAUAGUCAGCCCAUGGUAAACCCAACACUGCCUCAUCGGACGAUGGGCCGGCCACGUGUAGACUCCUCAGCGUCCGAAGCACAGCAUAUGCUCGCCAAUGGUGUACCUCCAGCUCCACCACUGCCUACACCACCCGUUUCUGAUCUACCAGUCGCCAUGAAACGAAUCUCACAACCCUCUACGCCGUCUGGAGUUGUUCCGCCGGCCAUGCAACACGGGUCGUCACGUCCUAAAAAGACUCGGAAACCCACACCAGACAAGGUUAUCACGAAGCGCACAGGCACGCCACAGUCGGAUCCAUAUGGCACUAACCCUGCUCUACCAAACGUCUCCAGCAUGCUGGAUGCCAGCGUACCACCCAUCAAUGUUCUCAUAGUAGAGGACAACAUCAUCAAUCUCCGUAUUCUGGAGGGACUGAUGAAGAGGUUGAAAGUCAGGUGGCAGACGGCAAUGAACGGACAAAUCGCAGUGGACAAGUGGAAAGGAGGAGGAUACCAUUUGGUGCUGAUGGACAUUCAAAUGCCGAUCAUGAACGGACUGCAGGCAACAAGAGAGAUUCGAAGAUUGGAGAGGGUCAAUGGUAUUGGUGUGUUCUCGGAGUCGACACCUGGUAGCCCGAAUGGAGAAGACCCUAACGCGAACGGCGAGGACAAUGGCAAGAACGACAGGCUGGACAAGUCGGAUGGUUUGUUCAAGUCGCCUGUGAUCAUCGUGGCCCUUACCGCAUCUUCACUUCAGUCGGAUCGACACGAGGCGCUCGCAGCUGGCUGCAACGACUUCUUGACGAAACCCGUUAACUUCGUGUGGCUGGAGCGAAAAGUGAAGGAAUGGGGAUGUAUGCAAGCACUUAUCGACUUUGACGGCUGGAGGAAAUGGAAGGACUACGCUGCGAAAGAGGAAGAGGGCAAGAGUGAAGAGCAGAAGCAAAAGGAUCGUGAUCAGGAGGAGAAGCAGAAAAAGAAGAUGGAGAAGAUGGCCCUGCUGCAGGAAAAGCAACGACAGAGGAAAGAAGAAGAAGAGCGGCGGAAGAGGCGGGAGAGUUCCUCGGAGAACACUGCCUCGCAAGUUAAUGGCGCCAAGGAGGAGACGAAUGCAGCGUUGGCAAAGGAGUUGCCUACCGCAGCGGCUGCUUCCUGA